Molecule: messenger RNA, 2930 nt
Organism: Exaiptasia diaphana
Lineage: Eukaryota; Metazoa; Cnidaria; Anthozoa; Actiniaria; Aiptasiidae
Product: inner centromere protein
Exons: 5
Coding region: 70-1878 (602 amino acids)
Biological process (GO): mitotic cytokinesis; meiotic spindle midzone assembly; metaphase chromosome alignment
Cellular component (GO): midbody; meiotic spindle midzone; nucleus
Molecular function (GO): protein serine/threonine kinase activator activity
Source: RefSeq, a predicted model, not a curated record
AAUGUCAAAACAAACCUGAUUCAGGAGUUUGAAUCAAGCACUAGUUCUGAAAAAUUGCAAGGAAACUCUAUGCCAAAUAUUAUCGAAAAUGCUGAACAAUGUUAUCAAUCAAAUGAAGUAGAGAAUAAAAUAGACAUUUUGAAAGAAGAUACAAGUUCUCAUGAUAAAUCUGAUGAAGUUGACAUAGAAGAAUGUGAGGAGAAAGAGUUUUCGGAAAAUGAAGGUCAUGGCAAAGAUAAUGUUGAUGCUGUGGAAUUGAAUAAUACUCAGUCUACGUGUCCAGAAGAGGAUGAUGAACAGCAGGAAGAUGAAGAGUUUCAUGAUACCCAAGAAACAUCACAGGCAGAUGAUGAUGAUGAUGAUCACUUUCAUGAUGCCACAGAUACUAUUGAUGCUGACUUUACAUUUGGUCCUAUCACUAGAUCAUCAUCAAGGAACCAAAGCAGUGGGUCCAGUGGUAGCAAUCGAUGUGRCAGUGCUUCUUCAGAUGAUCAGUCAACCUGUAAACAGCCUGAUGAAGAUCACAACAGAUCACAAUCCAGUCCAGAACAUAGCCAAGAAAACUGYCUCUUGGUUGACAACAAUGAUGAAGACAAAGAUAGUGCUUAUCCUGAUAAUCCAUUUGGAUUUGAUAACAAGGUUCUAAAGAACAAUGCAGGAGUCAUCCAUUCAUUUAUCAAGCGAAACACCCCUAAGAAGGUGGACAGACAGGAAAAAUCCCGCAAGAUGAAACUCGCUAUACUUGAAAAAGAGGAGAAAGAGAAAGAAAGAAUCCAAAGACUUGCUCAACAAAAGCAGAAGAAAAUUGAAGACCAGAAACGGAGACGUGAAGAGAAGGAACGUAAAGUUGCAGAAUUGCGUGCUGCCAAAACACGCGAACAGAAAGAAAAGAAAGAGCAACUGGAAAAGAAGCAAGAAAUGAGGAAACGUCUUGAAGACAAAGCAAAGAAGAUGAAAGAAAGAGAAGAAGAAGCAAAGAGAAAAGCGCGCCAAGAGAAGAAAGCCGAAUGCGACGCCAGAAGAAAACAAGAAGAAGAACAGCGWAAGCAAAAGCAACGCGAGAAGGAAGAAGAAGAACGAAAACACCGCGAAAUGAUGCAGAGAAAAGCAGAGUUCGAAGAACAAGAACGCCAACGGAAGAUACUCGAAGCAAAACGUCAUCAAGAGUUUCGUGAACAAGAGUUKCAGMGAGAGAAAGAUCUGGAAAAACAGCGACUGGCGAAAGAGAAGGAGGAAAGGGAGCGCAAGGCUAAAGAAGAAAARGAAAGGCAUGAAAGAAAGCUCAAAGAAGACAAGGAAAAGGAAGAGAGGGAACGAAAAAGAAUCGCAGCUCUCUUUAGAGAAAAAGAAGAACAAGAAAGACGAGAAAGAGAAAAGAAAGCCAAAGAAGAACAACUACGAAAAGAGCGAGAAAUAAAAUUCCGACUUCAAGAAGAACAAGAAAAGGAAAGACAACGUUUGCGCAAACUUCAGGAACAACGAGAGGCUGAAGAAGCGAAAAUGAAAGCUUUACGUAAAGUAAUGGAAGAUACAUGUACCUAUGACAUGACCCCACCMCCUCCCCCAAAAGUCCGAUGCGUUUCUACAACGGAAAAUUACAACAUCGAUGACAUCUGUAGCGAUGAUUCUACCGACGAUGAGGACGCACCGAAGAAAAAGAUCCCACAAUGGGCACAGGGSGCUAAACUCAAAGCUGCUUUACUUAGUCARAGUGAUGUUACAUUAGAUGAAAUAGAAGCCAUUUUUGGUGGAGUCACUAUGCCGAACUUAGACGACAUAUUUACACAGAAGAAGAGAAAGAGAUUUUAUCAGCGYACAAGCUCAGCUCACUGGGAUACACCACCGCUGAAACCCMUUAAUAGAGGAACACUGAUUUGAUAGUUAAUCAGCAGCGAAUUAUAACAGUUUAUAAACGUCGCAAAACGUGCGCAAAAGAUAAUUCAAAUCCACUGCAAGCAAGCUGCACAAAGGAUGGACCAGAGAUUUUCUUUUAGCUUAGUUAUGAAAUUGAUAUCCGUCCAUGUACUUGUAUUUUCAUGAAUCCUAGUAUGCGUGUAUCAAAUUAUUUAACUAUAGAACGUCGAAUUCAACUCCUUUCGAGACAACGCAACGUUACAAUUAGAUCACCAGUUGUAGUCAAGUUGAGCACUUUGUUAUAACACAUAAGUGCGUUUCGUAACUGAAUAUAUAUAAGUUGUUUCCAUGACAUUCAAAAACCUGUUUUUUUUUUUGUUUUUUUUUUUUUUCCUAAUGGAAAUGCAAGUCAGAAUCUUUGUAAAUCCGUAAGCCGAGUAAACCCGUUAAUGCACUAUUUCUAUACGAGAACACCGUACAUAGCACUUGUAAAUACGUAAGCUGAGUAGCGUUAAGGCCUACUCGUCUUAGGGUCCUGAGUAAGCCUGUUUUCCUAAAUGCACUACUUUUGAAUAUUAGCAGAGGAUUCGCCGAGAUCCGUUCAGAAGUAGAGCACGCAUCUAUCACUGGACAGAUUUCAUGGAAGCCUCUUCUGUUUAACAACAAUAGCUCAAAUUUUGGAGGAAAAGGGCUUCUGCAUGAAAUACCGUUAUAGUCAAAUGGUACUAAAUCUACAAUGCUGGAGUGGGAUGUGCAGAACAAAGAAAUUAAAUUUGACGGCCUACUUUCCCUAUGUUUUUGCGGUUUACAUUCUUUAGGAAUCCAGUAUGGCGGAUUUAGUACCAUGUGGCUCUUUCUAAAAAGUCUUUUUAUGCCUGUAAUUCCUGUAAACUGUAUCUAGUGUUGGUGGCAACAGCUUCAGUCAGCAAAGGACAAUAUUACAACAACGAGCUUCAAGUUCCUUUAUUAUGUACCAUACAUUUAUAUUGAUCUAUUAAUUGAAUAUUAGCCCAUACUGUAAAUACAUUGUUCUACUAAAUGGUUUACUACAUAAAUGGAAAAAGUAUGAGACCAAG